AGAAUCCCCCAAACAAUGCGAUCUCUUUUCGUCGUGGCCCUGCUGGUAGCCUCGGCCUUCGCCGCCGUCCCGCGGACCAAUCAGUCAAAAGCCAACCUGCAAACUAGUCGUAGGCUGCUGGAGCAGCUGGUGACUCGUGGAAUGCCCCAAACGCCGCGCAAACCCAUAUCAGAUACCCCUUCCAAGCGCAUCGUAGUCGAGAACUUUUUCACGACCCGCAUCGAUCACUUCGACCCGCAGAACACGGCCGAGUGGACGCUGCGCUAUCUGGCCGUCACCGAUUACUACCAACCCGGGGGACCCAUCCUGAUCUGGCUCGGUGGCAACGCACCCAUCCAGCCGUACAUGGUCGACGAAUCGUCGCUGAUCUACGACAUGGCCCGCGAGAUGCAUGGAGCGGUGAUUGCGUUCGAGUCGCGCUUCUACGGACAGAGCUGGGUGACGAACGAUACAAGCACCGAGAACCUGCGCUUCCUGAACACCGACCAGAUUCUGGCCGAUCUCGCCGAGUUUGUCAACUACCUGAGGCGUGAAGUUACGCGUAACGAGUACGCCCACGUGCUGGUGUCCGGAUUAGGUUACGGUGGAUCGCUUGCCACGUGGUUCCGGGUGCGCUACCCGCACCUUGCGGACGCUGCCUGGUCCUCCGGUGGACUGCACAACGCGCUGAUGGACUUCCAGGAGUUCGCCGAGGCUUGGGGCCAAACGCUGAUCGACCACGGCAGCCAGGAGUGCUACAACGAGAUCUUCGUAGCAUUCCACGUGAUGCAGAACCUGAUCGAUGCCGGACGGGAGGAGAUUCUGCACGAAAGAUUGAACCUAUGUACCGAAAUCGACACCGAAGAUCGUCUGCAGGUGCAGUUCUUCUUCAUCACCAUGAUGACUUCGAUUGAGCUGUACACCCUGGGAACUCUUAACUUAAAUUCCUUCUCCGAGGUAUGCAACGACCUGACCGGCGUCGACGCGCCAACCGCGCUAGACUCCUUCGCCGACUGGUUCAACAACCAGUUCCACGCCCAAGACGACUGUGCCGUCAUCGACCCUGACACCUUCAUCGACUGGCUGCGCGACGAUGACUGGUACUCCCCGUUCGUCCAGAUAGGCGCCCGCCAGAUCUUCUACCAGGAGUGCACCGAGUUCGGGUGGUUCCUGACCACAGAUUCUGACCUGCAGCCGUUCGGCAACCGCGUCACCGUUGACGCGUACUCGGAGCUGUGCACGCGCGUCUUCGGCGAUUGGAUCUCGUUCGAGUCGAUCUACCGGGGAACGCAGCGGGCCAACAACCGGUUCGGAGCGUUGACCCCCAACGUGAACAACAUUCACUUUACCAGCGGUGGUGAGGAUCCGUUCCGAAUGUUGAGCAUCCGGAACGAUUUGAACGCCCAGGCGUUGCACGAUCUGAUUCCGAACGAGCUGAUCGGGUCCGAUGUGUGGGCCAUCUCGGAUUUGGACUCGGAGGAGCUGGUGGCCGUCAAGCGACGGUUGAAGUCGGUGCUGGCCAACUAUCUGUUCCCGCAUGGGCCGAGGCAAACGCUGGUGGAGAAUUAGAUAACAAAAUAUAAGAUAUUGUUAAGACAAUAAAAUUUAUUGAAUUGUGA
This is a messenger RNA of Culex pipiens pallens (northern house mosquito), 1598 nucleotides long. RefSeq names its product putative serine protease K12H4.7. Bases 16 to 1548 code for a protein of 510 amino acids. The transcript has 2 exons. The record is from RefSeq and is a predicted model, not a curated record. Gene Ontology annotation, molecular function: serine-type exopeptidase activity; dipeptidyl-peptidase activity. Gene Ontology annotation, biological process: proteolysis. NCBI's taxonomy places the organism in Eukaryota, Metazoa, Arthropoda, Insecta, Diptera, Culicidae.